AUGCAGCGGCACUUCACCGACAGCCCUAGCCUCGUCCUCACAUCUUCCCUCGCACCGCCGACGUCCCCUGCGCUCAGCGCGCACUCGGGUAUCAGCGGCACGAGCGCGUCUAGCGUCUCGUCCUCAGGCCUAUCGCAAUUCACCGAUCCUGUGACGGGUAUUAUCACGAAGCGCUCGCGCGGCCGGCGCGUACCGAACAAUCCGGACGAGAUGAACAACCUCGGAAAAAGCGGCAAGGUGUACACGUGCAAGGUACCCGGCUGUGGCAAAUGCUUCAAGCGCAGUGAGCACCUCAAGCGACAUGUCCGCAGUAUCCAUACGGACGAUAAGCCCUACACCUGCCCAUUCCCCGGCUGUGGCAAGAACUUUUCCCGACAUGACAACCUCAACCAGCACGCGCGCGUGCACAACCUGGACAACAUACCCGUCAGCGCGACGCUUCUUCCCCAUUCGUCUCUGAGCCGCAGCGGGUCUGUAUCAUCAUCAGCCGCCAGCAGCAGCGGAUGCGCACUUGUAGGCUCUCGACGAGGGUCAAUGGUGGGCUACCAGAGCAGCAACGGUGGCGUCGAUGGCAACGUGUUUGCCGCCAGCCCCGAGCUGUCAACAGGGGUCGAUGACGACAUUGAGGCGCUUAGGCUAUGA
Tilletiaria anomala UBC 951 is the source of this 642-nucleotide messenger RNA. RefSeq lists its product as uncharacterized. Gene Ontology annotation, biological process: regulation of transcription by RNA polymerase II. The record is from RefSeq and is a predicted model, not a curated record. The transcript is spliced from 2 exons. Gene Ontology annotation, molecular function: DNA-binding transcription factor activity, RNA polymerase II-specific; RNA polymerase II cis-regulatory region sequence-specific DNA binding. Gene Ontology annotation, cellular component: nucleus. Lineage: Eukaryota; Fungi; Basidiomycota; Exobasidiomycetes; Georgefischeriales; Tilletiariaceae. Bases 1 to 642 code for a protein of 213 amino acids.